CCUUGGCAUUCCAAGAACUUCCCAUGGCUGCACACAAAGUUCUUAGUGUGGUUUUCUUUGUUUCAUGUAGCUUAGGUAUUUGUUUUGCGACUAGAUCCCUCUUCACGCUUGAUGGUGGAAAUGUUCAUGUUGGCUAUGAUUCAAUUGGCCAUGCAAUUGUAGGAGAACAUGGUGCAACUGGUUACGGAGGUGGUGCUGGUAGUGGGGAAGGUGGUGGUGUAGGAUAUGGAGCUGCAGGUGGACAUGGUGGUGGUGGCGGCGGUGGUAGUGGAGGUGGCAGUGGAGCUGCUUAUGGUUCUGGAGGUGCUGGGUUCGGAAGUGGCAGUGGAGAAGGAGGUGGCGCUGGAUAUGGUGGUGGAGGUGGUGGGGGAAGUGGCGGUGGCGGUGGCGCUGGAUAUGGUGCGGGAGGAGAGAGUGGUGCUGGUUAUGGAAGUGGUGAAGGAGGUGGUGCUGGUAGUGGGGAAGGUGGCGGUGCAGGAUAUGGAGCUGCAGGUGGACAUGGUGGUGGUGGCGGUACUGGAGGUGGUAGUGGAGCUGCUUAUGGUUCUGGAGGUGCUGGGUUUGGAAGUGGCAGUGGAAAAGGAGGUGGAGCAGGAUAUGGAGGUGGUGGUGGGAGCGGUGGAGGCAGUGGAGCAGGUGGUGCAGGAGGAGCACAUGGAGGUGGAUAUGGUAGUGGUGCAGGAGCCGGUGGUGGCUUUGGGAGUGGAGUUGCUGGUGGUGGCGGAGGAAGUGGCUUUGGUGGUGGCGGUGGUAGUGCUGGAGGCGCACAUGGAGGUGGUUAUGGAGGUAGUGGGAGUGGAGAGGGUGGUGGACAUGGUGGCUAUGCCCCUUGAAACUUCAUUCUCACUACUACUAUCAUUAAUUAUGAAAUGAGUACUGUGCCUUCUUACUCUAGUAUGAACAAGAGAAUAAGUUUAUGGUAAGUGUGAGAAUGCUUACUAAUUUAUAUAACGUCUAAAUAUUGAGCUAUGAGUGGCAGAGAAAUACUUGCAAGAAAUUGUACGUUAUAUGUAAUUAUAAUGAAUCUGCAUUGUUGUUGUCCUGUUUUUAGAUUAUGCCAAUUAAGUGCAUUGGAGUGGUCUAAAUAUCAA
Juglans microcarpa x Juglans regia is the source of this 1091-nucleotide messenger RNA. RefSeq names its product glycine-rich cell wall structural protein 1.0. The record is from RefSeq and is a predicted model, not a curated record. Lineage: Eukaryota; Viridiplantae; Streptophyta; Magnoliopsida; Fagales; Juglandaceae.